Molecule: messenger RNA, 3234 nt
Organism: Coregonus clupeaformis (lake whitefish)
Lineage: Eukaryota; Metazoa; Chordata; Actinopteri; Salmoniformes; Salmonidae
Product: rhodopsin kinase GRK1-like
Exons: 7
Coding region: 870-2555 (561 amino acids)
Biological process (GO): regulation of signal transduction; protein phosphorylation; signal transduction
Cellular component (GO): cytoplasm
Molecular function (GO): rhodopsin kinase activity; ATP binding
Source: RefSeq, a predicted model, not a curated record
ACAUUCAAAGCAACUGGGAAACGUCCAUGGCAGGCAUUCUUGUCACCUUGCUACAUAACUUUUAAGUGAUAGGAAGCACGAGCACCACCACCAACCAGCCUACACCACUGCACACCCGUCAUUACUAUGACAACUAGCGUAGCCAUGUCAGCCAAUGACUGCUCUGAACGCAAACAAAUCCAAUUUGGUCACUUGUAACUUGCUGUUUGGACAGUCAGUGUUCCAAAACGGAUUUGAAAAACAAAACUGAUUUGAGCAUUAAGGCCUGCAGUGAUAGUGGUGCCAAGAGUAAUGGAUAUAAUGUAAGAACUGAGGGCUAGAGGGAGCUAUAACCAUUUUGCUUCCAUAUCUAUGAAGGCCAGGGGCCGAGAGGUGUCCAUUUUAGACUGCACCAUACUCCCUCCCCUCUUUUCUACUGUGCUGCUCCCUUAUGUCUUGUUCUUUAGAUAACAGGUGCUGCUCCGGCCUCCGUGACACAGUUAGUCUGAAUACAUCAGUCUCAGCUUGGGCUCUCACCCUCAGCCUGAGGUAUUAGGGAGUUAGUGGAUAAAGGCAUUACUGUCUGAAAGGUGCUGAGCCAGGUGUGUGUGAGAGAGAGACGGGUAAAGCGCUCGGGUCAGUAGGAGGAUCUUCUUGUGUCUUCUGUCCUGCUGCUGGCACUGCUCUCCUUUAUUUAGCUUUCACUCCCUCUGUUCAUCUUUUAUUUUAGCCUUCCUUUCUAAUCCUCCCUUUUUACUGUUUCACUCUCUCUUCCUCCUCUACCACCUUCUACUCUUCUACUCCUCCCCCCCCACCCCCCCUCUCUCCUUCACCAUGCUCUCCCUCUGAGUGUCCUCGCUGUCGUCGACAGCCCCUCUCCCUCCGUUGCCAUGGAUUUGGGAAGCCUGACCACAGUGGUUGCCAACUCGGCCUACAUAAGCGCCCGCGGCAGCUUCGACGGCUCCAACCCGGCGGCCUCGCGUGACAAGAAGUACCACGCCCGCCUCAAGCUGCCCCACAUCACCGUGUGCGAGGGCCUCCAGGAAACCCUGGACCUAGCCUUUCAGUCGGUCUGCGUGGAGCAGCCCAUCGGCAAACGCCUGUUCCGCGAGUUCCUGGAGAUGGCGCCCGAAUACCACGGUCCUUGCCACUUGUGGCGGGACAUCGAAGAGUACGACUUAGCCGAAGACACGGACCGGGCCCAGAAGGCGUCCAGGAUCAUUCAGCGUUACCUAGAGUCCUCGGCCAAGCUCUACUGCCCCUUCCUGACCCCAGAGACCGUGACCCAGGUGAAGGAGGCCCAGCAGGGGGCCGGGGACGCCCUCUUUGCCCAGACACUGGCCUCUGUGCUGGGCUACCUCCAGGAAGUUCCCUACACCUUCUUCCUGGAGAGCAUGUACCUGAAGAGGUUCCUGCAGUGGAAGUGGCUGGAGAUGAAGCCCAUGGACCAAGACUGGUUCCAGGACUUCCGUGUGCUAGGGAAGGGGGGGUUCGGGGAGGUGUUUGCCUGCCAGAUGAAGGCCACGGGGAAACUGUAUGCCUGCAAGAAGCUCAACAAGAAGAGGCUGAAGAAGAGGAAGGGCUAUGAGGGGGCGAUGGUGGAGAAGAGGAUCCUUGCCAGGGUUCAUAGUCGCUUCAUUGUGUCACUGGCCUACGCUUUCCAGACCAAGGAUGAGCUCUGUCUGGUUAUGACCAUCAUGAAUGGAGGAGACCUGAAGUACCACAUCUAUCUGGUGGAUGAGAACAACCCAGGGUUUGAGGAGCCCAGAGCCUGUUUUUAUGCAGCUCAGAUCAUCCAGGGCAUGGAGCACCUUCACCAGAAGAGAAUAAUCUACAGAGACCUCAAACCUGAGAAUGUGCUGCUGGACAAUGAAGGUAACGUGCGUAUCUCUGACCUGGGUCUGGCAGUGGAGCUCAAGGAAAACCAGACAAAGAUCAAAGGCUACGCUGGAACUCCAGGGUUUAUGGCCCCGGAGCUCCUGAAGGGGGAGAAGUAUGACACCUCAGUGGACUAUUUCACCCUGGGGGUCACGCUGUUUGAGUUUAUGGCCGCCAAGAACCCGUUCAGGGAACGUGGAGAGAAGGUUGAGAAGGAAGAACUGAAGGAGCGCAUCAUGACCGGGACUGUGGUCUACCCAGAGACAUUCAGUGAGAACGCCAAGUCCAUCUGCUCUGCGCUGCUGGAGAAACAGGUGGACCAGAGACUAGGUUUCAAGAACGGGACCUGUGACGAGAUCAGGACACACCCCUUCUUCAGCGCCAUCCACUGGAGGAGACUGGAUGCAGGCAUCCUGUCCCCUCCGUUUGUCCCCGACUCCAAGGUGGUCUAUGCCAAGGACCUGGAUGAUGUGGGUGAGUUCUCCUCGGUGAAGGGGGUGGGGCUGGACGACCCCGACCGCGUGUUCUUUGACGAGUUCUCCUCUGGGAACAUUUCCAUCCCCUGGCAGGAGGAGAUGAUUGAGACGGGGAUCUAUGGUGAGCUCAACAUGUGGGGACCUGCAGGCACCAUACCCAACGACCUGCGCAGGGAGUCCAUUUUGGAACAGCCCAAGUCAACAACCUGCUGCUUGGCGUGAUUGUCUCUUUGGAAACGGAGGACGAAGAAUGGAGCUCAGACGUUCCGGAUCAGACCAACCGUAGCUCUUUGAGGUGAUGUUGUGUUUAGUACACUUGGAAUGGAACAUUCCAAGUGAUGAUAUCACAAAGCGCUGCCAACUGAUUCUUUUUUGAACGCUUGACGUUUAGAGUAGAACAAUGAGAAAAACAGUUUAAAAAAACAUACCCCUCAAAGGGCAUUGAUGGGGAAAUGCGUCGCCAUCGUGACAAUGACACCUGGACCCAGACAAACACUCAGACAGUCCAGAACAGAACACCAAAUCAGGUUCUACACAAUAACGUUGCCAUGGAAAUGGAACUGUUGAGUGGCACGGUGUACUGACUGCUCAUUGGUUGAGACUGAGAGACUGUUCCGCUGCUCCUAGAGUGAACCUGUUAGAUGGACUUUGGACCUUUGUACUUCAGAUGGGCCCAGCAAUAGAUAUUCUGUAUUCUCAACGCAUACUGACAGAUAAUUUCGCAUCGUCAAGACAUAGGUGUGCGUGUAUGAGUGAGAAAAUGAGAUGCUUUCUGAUUCUGCUCACUAUAGCACUAGUGAAAUGUGCUAAGAAACAGUUUACUAAAUUUGUCAAUAUAUACUGAGUAUACCAAACAUUAGGAACACCUUCCUAAUAUUGAGUUGCACCCCCACCCCCCCCA